This is a messenger RNA of Alexandromys fortis (reed vole), 5284 nucleotides long. RefSeq names its product spalt like transcription factor 2 (gene Sall2). NCBI's taxonomy places the organism in Eukaryota, Metazoa, Chordata, Mammalia, Rodentia, Cricetidae. The transcript is spliced from 2 exons. Gene Ontology annotation, biological process: regulation of transcription by RNA polymerase II. Bases 532 to 3504 code for a protein of 990 amino acids. The record is from RefSeq and is a predicted model, not a curated record. Gene Ontology annotation, cellular component: nucleus. Gene Ontology annotation, molecular function: RNA polymerase II cis-regulatory region sequence-specific DNA binding; DNA-binding transcription factor activity, RNA polymerase II-specific.
GGCCGGCCGACCACCCUUUGGAAUCCACGUUUUUCCAAGCUCAGCAAAUCCUUUAUCCGAAGAAAAAUUACUGAAGCCUAUCGCCUUAAUCUAUUGAGCGGGCAAUGUUUCCCACUGAGUGCUUGGGGCUGACCCGGUGGGAGCAGCUAGGAUAAAGACAUCUAGGGUGGGGAACUGGCCAGGAUAGGGCACAGUGGGCCCCCAAGGUGCGUCACAGCACCUGUCCCAGAGCCUGGGUAAAACUCCCUCGCUUGCCCCCUGGACACACUCUCUGCUCUUGCCUCCUCCCUGGCAGCUCCUCCUCCCCCAUCUCCCCUCAACCAGCGUUCGCGCUCCAGCUCCUCCCCUCCUCUGCGCCUUCUCGCUCCCCUCCCCCUCUGCCGCUGUUCCCUGCCCCCGCCACCGCCGACCUCCUCCGCAGUCUGGGCCGCUGGGCGCAGAGACUGCCGCAGCGCCGGCGGUCACCGACGCCUCCCCAGACCGGAUACCCAUUGUGUCCUACCCCAUCCCGCUGUCCACUUCCCCACGGCCAUGGCGCAGGAAACCGGGAGCAGCUCUCGACUCGGGGGGCCCUGCGGGGAGCCUGCGGAGCGCGGAGGUGAUGCUAGCGAGGAGGACCAUCCCCAAGUCUGUACCAAAUGCUGCGCACAAUUCUCUGACCCGACCGAAUUCCUCGCUCACCAGAAUGCAUGUUGUACUGACCCACCCGUAAUGGUGAUAAUUGGGGGCCAGGAGAACCCCAGCAACUCUUCAGCCUCCUCUGCACCCCGGCCAGAGGGCCACAAUAGGCCCCUGGUCAUGGACACAGAGCACAGUAAUGCCCCAGAUUCUGGGUCUUCUGGGCCCCCUGAUCCUACCUGGGGGCCAGAGCGAAGAGGAGAGGAGUCUUCUGGGCAUUUCCUGGUCGCUGCCACAGGUACAGCGACUGGGGGAGGUGGGGGCCUGAUCUUGGCCAGUCCCAAGCUGGGAGCAACCCCAUUACCUCCAGAAUCUACCCCUGCACCCCCUCCUCCACCACCUCCCCCUCCCCCUUCAGGUGUAGGCAGUGGCCACUUGAACAUCCCUUUGAUCUUGGAAGAGCUGCGGGUGCUACAGCAGCGCCAGAUCCAUCAGAUGCAGAUGACGGAACAAAUCUGUCGCCAGGUGCUGCUGCUUGGCUCCUUAGGGCAGACGGUGGGUGCCCCUACCAGUCCUUCAGAGCUACCUGGGACAGGGACUGCCUCCUCCACCAAGCCCCUACUGCCCCUCUUCAGUCCCAUCAAACCUGUCCAAACUGGUAAGACACUGGCACCUUCGUCCUCCUCUUCCUCCUCUUCAGGGGCAGAACCCCCUAAGCAGGCUUUCUUCCACCUUUACCACCCGCUGGGAUCGCAGCAUCCCUUCUCUGUCGGAGGGGUAGGGCGAAGCCACAAACCUACCCCUACCCCCUCCCCCGCCCUGUCAGGCAGCACAGAUCAGCUGAUUGCCUCACCUCAUCUGGCAUUCCCAGGCACCACAGGACUCCUGGCAGCUCAGUGUCUUGGGGCAGCAAGGGGUCUUGAGGCUGCGGCCUCCCCAGGGCUCCUGAAGCCAAAGAAUGGAAGUGGUGAGCUGGGCUAUGGGGAACUAAUCAGUUCCUUGGAAAAGCCUGGUGGAAGGCACAAAUGCCGCUUUUGUGCCAAAGUAUUUGGCAGUGAUAGCGCCCUGCAAAUCCAUCUUCGUUCCCACACUGGAGAGAGGCCCUAUAAGUGCAACGUCUGUGGUAAUCGCUUCACUACUCGGGGCAACCUCAAAGUACAUUUCCACCGGCAUCGUGAGAAGUACCCACACGUGCAAAUGAAUCCACAUCCCGUGCCGGAGCACCUAGACUACGUUAUCACCAGCAGUGGGCUGCCUUAUGGAAUGUCUGUGCCACCAGAAAAAGCAGAAGAGGAGGCAGCCACGCCGGGCGGAGGCGUUGAACGCAAACCUCUAGUGGCCUCCACCACGGCACUCAGUGCCACAGAGAGCCUGACAAUGCUGUCCACUGGCACAAGCACAUCCGUGGCUCCUGGGCUCCCUCCUUUCAACAAGUUUGUGCUCAUGAAAGCCGUGGAGCCCAAGAGUAAAGCUGAUGAAAAUACUCCUCCAGGGAGUGAGGGCUCAGCCAUUACCGGAGUAGCAGAUGGUGGCGCAGCAACCCGAAUGCAGCUAAGUAAGCUGGUGACAUCGCUGCCAAGCUGGGCGUUGCUGACUAAUCACCUGAAGUCAACUGGAAGUUUCCCCUUCCCCUAUGUGCUAGAACCCUUGGGGGCCUCACCUUCUGAGACCUCAAAGUUGCAGCAGCUGGUAGAGAAGAUUGACCGCCAAGGAGCUGUGGCUGUGGCCUCUACUGCCUCAGGAGCUCCGACCACUUCUACCCCUGCACCUUCAUCCUCAUCUUUAGGACCUAACCAGUGUGUCAUCUGUCUCCGGGUGCUGAGCUGUCCCCGGGCUCUACGCCUCCAUUAUGGACAACACGGCGGCGAGCGGCCCUUCAAGUGUAAAGUGUGUGGCAGAGCUUUCUCCACAAGGGGCAAUUUGCGUGCACAUUUUGUGGGUCACAAGACCAGUCCAGCUGCCCGAGCCCAGAACUCCUGCCCCAUCUGCCAGAAGAAGUUCACUAACGCCGUCACUCUGCAGCAACAUGUCCGGAUGCACCUGGGGGGUCAAAUCCCCAACGGUGGUUCCACACUCCCUGAAAGUGGGGGAGCUGCCCAGGAGAGCAGCUCUGAGCAAUCUACAGCCUCUGGACCAGGGAGCUUCCCCCAACAGCAACCCCAGCAACCAUCACCAGAGGAGGAGUUGUCUGAGGAAGAGGAAGAGGAUGAGGAAGAAGAGGAAGAUGCGACAGAUGAAGAUUCCCUAGCAGGAAGAGGCUCAGAGAGUGGGGGUGAGAAGGCCAUAUCAGUGAGAGGUGACUCAGAAGAGGUAUCUGGGGCAGAGGAGGAAGUGGGAGCAGUAAGCGCAGCACCCACUGCGGGGAAGGAGAUGGAUAGAAGUGAGAAAGCCACUCAACAAUCCCUGCCACCACCUCCACCUGACAACCUGGAUCACCCCCAGCCCAUGGAGCAGGGAACCAGUGAUGUUUCCAGAGGCAUAGAAGAAGAGGCCAAAUUGGAGGGGACACCAAGCCCCAUUGCAGCACUCACCCAAGAAGGGGAGGGCACCAGCACCCCUUUGGUGGAGGAGCCAGGAGAAGGCAGCAGCAGAAAGGCCUGUGAAGUGUGUGGCCAGACCUUUCCUGCCCAGGCAGCACUGGAGGAGCACCAGAAGAACCAUCCUAAGGAAGGGCCGCUCUUCACUUGUGUGUUCUGCAGGCAGGGCUUCCUUGACCGUCCUACCCUCAAGAAGCACAUGCUGUUGGCUCACCACCAGGUACCACCCUUUGCACCCCAUGGCCCUCAGAAUAUUGCUACUCUGCCCUUGGUCCCUGGCUGUUCCUCUUCCAUCACUUCUCCAGGGCUCUCUCCGUUCCCUCGAAAAGAUGACCCUGCCAUCCCAUGAGCCUGUUUUCUGUACCCAGUCUCCAUGACCCAGGGCACAGAAACUGGGCGCUCCAUAGAAGGACUUUCAAAACUUAGCCUUCCCUUUUCUCAAGUUUUGACAUGAUGUUUCUACGGCUUCUCUCUAGUCCCUGACCUUAAAAAUUGAGUGAGUUCCAGGAAAAGCUCCAAAGCUACAGAGAAAUCCUGUCUCCAAAAACAAAAACAAACAAAAAAAUUGCGUUUAAAAGGGAAUGCCCUGUAAGAAAUUUGUAUCACCUUUUUGUUCUUUGUAGCUAAGGAAAAUGAAUUCUCUGUAGCUUUCAUUCUCAAGGGGAGCCCUUCCUCUUCUCCCUUUCCCUCUGGCAGGCACGUGAGAACUGCCAUCUUUGGAAUGGCAGCUUCACUCAAAAGGGCAGACCACGGUCUAUGCUAUUCCGUGGUGAUCUGGACCUUCUUGAGAAGUUUGUGAGGGGUGGGUUUCUUACCUCUCUGCAACUGGUACACAGUUGUUCCUGUCAGGUGGCCUAUGCAGCAAGCCCUGGAAUUCUAGAUUCACCUGCAGUACCACUUCGGCCGUAGCACCAUCAUUGCUAUUAAGAACAGGAACUGUGCUUGAGAAGGUGACCCCAACAUGAUCCAGAAGGGUCUAGGAGAACAUAGCCUCUCUCCUGUUUCUGCCUCCCAUACCCAGGUGGUGCCUACCAAGCACACCAGAGAAAAGUAGCAAGUUAUAACUUCUAUCUCCUUCCCCCUACUCCAGAAGGUGCUGCAAAGAAGAAUGAAGGAUUAGGAUGCUUUUUCAGUAUGUCUCUUGACUUGUCACAUUAAGGCAAAGAGGUUGGCUGGUCAAGAUGCAAGGACUCCUUCAACUUCUCAUUUAUCCUCCUAACCAACAAGCAGAUCUCUUGCCAAGAGGUCUCCCAUGGGCUAUAUAAAGUAUAAAGUUCCUAACUUUAAACUUAUUGGUGAGGGUGGUUAGUGAAGUAAUCAUGACUGAAGGAGUGUUGCUGAAUCAGGGAUUUCGGGGAACCUAUUUGCUGAAGAAUGGGAUGGCACAGAAGAGAGAGGAGCUUCAGCUCUGGUUGAGUGUGACCUUCAUGACGUUCCUUUGGGCUAAUGGUGAGGUGGUGUUGCAGCAGCAGCAAGGGUCAGGGGACUUCCUGGCACUAGAGUGCUUUUAGUUUUAGAUGACUCCCGAUUUUAUCCCUUUGCCCCUUGUAUGUCCUUCAUCUUCUCAAAACCCUUUCCCUCCCCAGCUUUGCCUGAUCGUGGACCAGAGCUUAUGUCUUCAUUUUUCUGUAUGUUUCCAAGAGUCCCAGACAUUGGGAGAUGAGCUUCAAGUGGUUCCUCCCUGCCUCUCUGUUGUGUAGUGAGAUGUAGUACUUACUCUUAACAUAGGAUCCUGUGGAACAGGAGUUCUGAGGGGAGACUGGAUUUUGCUGAUGUAAACGAUGAUUCGAAAGUAGCGACUCCAGAGCUCCUAACACAGACGUGUGUAAGAGCAGAGUGGGGGAUACACGUAUCUGUCCCUCCGUCAUUAAAGGUGUUUUGGCCAAGUGUUUGUGUGUUUCUCCUUAUUUUGUGGAUAAAUACCCAGAUGGGGUGUGAUAUUGGCAUUCGCUGGCACGGAGAUUCCCUUCCCACUCUUUUCUCCUGCCAAAGCAAAACAUAUGGUAUAGAAAUACUUAUUUACUCAGCUUUGUCCCGAAACAACUUCCACUGAGUGUGAUUUCACUCUGAGGGAAAAAGGUUUUUUUAAACGGAGAUUUUUUUUCUUUUAAAAGGUAUUUGCCCAGUCU